ACAGCUGAUCUGAAAUAUGUCUACCAUUAGCAUGCAAGUAUCCAUCCUUAGGAAGCCAGUAAAGUCUUUCCAUGGCUUGCAUAGGAGAGCUUCAAAGGCGCGGUGUGUCUCUCGUACUUCACCCGUGGCUCUCCUCAAGGCUCGUUGCUCCACACCACUUGAAGAAGCUCAUCAAAUACGACGCUCUGGAAACUACGAGCCUUCCCUCUGGGAUUUCAGUUACAUUCAGUCUCUCAACACUCGCUAUAAGGAGGAGACAGACUUAAAAAGGGAAGCUGAGUUGAUUGUGCAAGUGAAGAUAAUGCUAAAUGAUAAAAUGGAGGCUGUUCAUCAAUUGGAGUUGAUUGAUGACUUGAAAUAUCUUGGACUAUCUUAUUUCUUUCAAGAUGAGAUUAAGGAGAUUUUAAGUUUUAUAUUUAGUGGUAACACAUGUUUCCACAAUAAUGAAGCAGAAGAUCAAAAAGAUUUGUAUUUCACCGCUCUUGGAUUCAGAAUUCUCAGACAACAUGGUAUCAAUGUUCCCCAAGAGGUAUUCGAUUGUUUCAAGAACGAGAAGGGUAGCGAUUUCAAGGCAAGCCUCGGCCACGAUACGAAAGGAAUGUUACAACUUUACGAAGCAUCAUUCCUAUUGAGAGAAGGUGAAGAUACAUUGGAGCUAGCAAGGCAAUUUUCCACAAAAUGUCUGCAUAAAAAGCUUGAUGAAGAUGGUGGCGAUGAAAUUGACGAAAAUCUGUUAUCGUGGAUUCGCCACUCUUUGGAUCUUCCUCUUCACUGGAGGGUUCAAAGACUUGAGGCAAGAUGGUUCUUAGAUGCUUACGCGAGAAGACCAGACAAGAAUCCACACAUUUUCAAGCUUGCGAAACUCGACUUCAAUACCAUGCAAGGAACAUAUCAACAAGAAUUGAAAGAUAUCUGGAGAUGGUGGAGUAAUACAGGCUUUGCUGAAAAACUACCAUUUGCAAGGGAUAGGAUUGUGGAAUCCUUCUUUUGGGGAGUUGGAAUGUUUGAGCCUUAUCACUAUGGAUCUCAGAGAAAAAUGGCUGCUAUUUUUAUUAUGCUGAUAACAGUUCUAGAUGAUAUUUAUGAUGUGUAUGGCACCCUAGAUGAGCUGCAACUUUUUACAGACAUCAUUGGGAGAUGGGACAAUGAAUCCAUAACCCAACUACCAUAUUACAUGCAAGUUUUUUAUUUGGCACUCAACAACUACAUUUCUGAGGUGGCAUACCAUGUUCUCAAAGAGCAACAUUUCAUCUGUAUCCCCUAUCUACAGAAAUCAUGGAUAGAUUUGGUUGGAACAUAUUUGAAAGAGGCAAAGUGGUACUACAAUGGAUAUACACCAAGCCUAGAAGAAUAUCUCAACAAUGCCAAGAUUUCAAUAGGAUCUCCUAAUUUAAUAUCGCAGCUAUAUUUCACAUUCGCAAAUGGAGAUGACAAAACGGCCAUCGACAGCUUGUACCAAUAUCACAACAUACUUUACUUAGCAGGAAGGAUUUCAAGGCUUGCUGAUGAUCUUGGGACAUCUCAGCACGAGCUGGAGAGAGGGGACGUGCCGAAAGCAAUCCAGUGUCACAUGAAGGACAGAAAUGCUUCGGAGGAGGAGGCGCGAGACCAUGUGAGGUUUCUGAUUGGGGAGGCAUGGAAGGAGAUGAACACGGAGGUGGCAGCUGGUUGUCCGUUUCCAAAUGAUUUGGUUGCGGCUGCGGCUAAUCUUGGAAGAGCGGCGCAGUUUAUAUAUCUUGACGGAGAUGGUCACGGAGUGCAACACUCAGGAAUACAUCAACAGAUGAGUGGCUUGCUGUUUCAGCCAUAUACCUGAGUACUUAUUUGGCAAUCAACAAUUUUAAUGUGGGGCUUGAUCUACUUACAUAGCCCAGGCAUGCUAUAUUAUAUGUAUAUAUAUGGCAUGAUUAGCAAGAUACUUGCUGAAUUUGUAUAAAGGUUAAUGUAUUUCCUAAAUCCAAUCAUGGUCCAACUCCUAGUAUUAUUAUAUA
This is a messenger RNA of Salvia hispanica, 1991 nucleotides long. RefSeq names its product sabinene synthase 1, chloroplastic-like. Gene Ontology annotation, biological process: diterpenoid biosynthetic process. Lineage: Eukaryota; Viridiplantae; Streptophyta; Magnoliopsida; Lamiales; Lamiaceae. Gene Ontology annotation, molecular function: terpene synthase activity; magnesium ion binding. The record is from RefSeq and is a predicted model, not a curated record.